Jaminaea rosea is the source of this 1776-nucleotide messenger RNA. Its product is annotated as DUF1479-domain-containing protein. Bases 146 to 1696 code for a protein of 516 amino acids. The transcript has 2 exons. NCBI's taxonomy places the organism in Eukaryota, Fungi, Basidiomycota, Exobasidiomycetes, Microstromatales. The record is from RefSeq and is a predicted model, not a curated record.
GUCCAAACGCCGGACGAUGUGGGGGUGGGGUACGGGUGCAAAGUGAAGUGAAAUGAAAUCGUGUUUCAGACAUGACAUGUGACCCCUUUGCCCUCUCUUUCUUGCCCUCACAACCACCAUCAUCAUCCAGCCCAAAGCUUACGCCAUGCUCGCUCGAGCGAUCAGGCCCACAUCUCUGGCUUCACGCGGCCUCACACGCUCUAGCGCCACAUCCAGCCUUCGCAGCAUCAACACAGCCGCGCAAUCGGCGCCUACGCCCGCGUCGAGUGGCUCAAUAGCAGACGUCUUCGCAACCCUCUCUGGCGGCUCACUCGAAGAUGCUCUCCCCCCACGCUUCUCCCAGCUCAAACGCCAGAUAGUGAAUAGCGAGCCGGGCUUUCAAGCUCACCUUGAGCAGUCAUGGCGUACAUUACUACCGCGUCUCUCCUCGGAGCUAGACGACAUCUCACGUCUGCAGCAGCAAGUCUUCCCUAGCAUCGAAGCAGGGCAGGAGCUCGACCCUUCUGCAGUGGCCGAGGUCAAGAAAAGGGGGGUCGUAGUAGUCCGGAACGUCGUCCCUUCCUCUCAAGCUCUCGAGUGGAAAGACUCGAUCCGUCGCUACGCCUCCUCCAACCAUGCCACGGGAUUCCCAGCCGAUGAUCCUCAGGUGUACGAGCUCUACUGGUCACGCGCUCAAGUGGCCGCUCGCUCCCAUUCGGAGGUGUUGAGGGCCUCGAGAGAGAUGCUCAAGAUGUGGCAUCGUCCUGCAGGAGAGGAGGAGGGGGAGGAGCUGGGAGUGGAACAGUUGGCUGAUAUGGAGACGCCGUUGUGUUAUGCUGACAGGCUGAGGAUACGACAUCCGGGUGAUGCCAAGUUUGCCCUAGGCCCACACAUCGAUGGUGGAGGAGUGGAGAGGUGGGAGGACCCAACCUUCCUCUCCAUCUGGCGGGACAUUCUCUCCCCUCGCGGCCAAGGGUGGACUCGAUUCGACAACUGGUCUUUGGGCCCCCGAGGUGAACGCAUGACGGCUCGAACGGCAAUGUAUAAUGGACCUGGGCAAUGCUCCGUCUUCAGACCAUGGCAAGGCUGGCUUUCCCUCUCGCACACCGGCCCCAAUGAAGGUACUCUGCGCGUGCUUCCCAACCUGAAGGAGGCCACGGCGUACAUUGUGAUGCGUCCCUUCUUCGAGGCAGUACGACCGCGCGAGGCGUGUGGGUCUACUGAGGAGUACCUCGACGCUGGCAAUUGGCGCUUCGAUGGGCAGUCGGCCCGAUUCCCAGGCUGCUCCCUUGGACAUAAUAUCGAGCUCUCCUCAGCCACGCACCCUCAUCUACGCCUGGAUUCCUCCAUGAUUUCGCUCUGCGACGUGCAGCCAGGUGACAUGGUGCUAUGGUCGUGUGACGCGGUUCACGCCGUUGAGAGCAGGCAUGCAGGACGGGGAGAUUCGUCAGUAAUGUACAUCCCAGCUAUCCCGCUCACCGCCAACAACUGGCGAUACGUCCGCGCUCAGGCUGACUGCUUCAAGCAGGGAAAACCACCGAGCGACUUCCCUCAGGGGCAGGGGGAGAGCAACUUCACACAAGCAGGGGGGAGGGCCAAGCCCCAGGACGUCAGCAAUGACAUAGCCCGCACAGCGAUGGGACUGGAAACGCCUCCAAAUGUCGAAACGGCAGACGAGGGGACGAAGAAGCUUCGAGCAUGGUGUGCUGGAGAAUAAAUGUGAAAAUGUAAUUCCGUGAGCAAAGCAGGCAGUGAUGCUAGGCAAAAGCUGAGUGACUAAUGGAUAUCAGAGCUGGG